Molecule: messenger RNA, 8398 nt
Organism: Ruditapes philippinarum (Manila clam)
Lineage: Eukaryota; Metazoa; Mollusca; Bivalvia; Venerida; Veneridae
Product: prolyl 4-hydroxylase subunit alpha-1-like
Exons: 12
Coding region: 411-1991 (526 amino acids)
Biological process (GO): peptidyl-proline hydroxylation to 4-hydroxy-L-proline
Cellular component (GO): endoplasmic reticulum
Molecular function (GO): L-ascorbic acid binding; protein binding; procollagen-proline 4-dioxygenase activity
Source: RefSeq, a predicted model, not a curated record
AUGCACGAGUUACAACAUUAUUUUAAGAUCUUUAUUUUUAACAUGGUUAAUACAUAUUUUUUUCUUAAUUUUUCUAUGAUAACAGAAAAAUAAACUCCCCUACAUAAUUGAUCUUGGACUAUUCCGAUUCUCCCAAAAUCCGUAGGUGCUGUAACAUGAUACAUACUGCCAAAACUUCUAGGCAUUUCCGCAGUGUUUAUUUGCACGUAAGCUUAAACAUACGUGGACAAUUUGUAUUUUAUUCGUUACAUUCAUGCUAAUGUCACAACUCAUAAAUUCUUUUGUAAACGGAUUUUAGCUGCAGUUGAAGGGUUCGGAUAAGUUUUGUCUUUUAUACAACAUUUGCAAAAUCUGGAGAUAGAGCUCUAAUAUUUUAGUAAAGAAUCAGCAGGAGGCACGAAAGACAAGUUAUGAUUUGGAUGUUAAUUAUUGCCAGCGUGGCAGCCUUGGGGUCGGGGGAGCUAUUCUCUAGUUUGGCACACCUACAGACAGCAUUGUACACAGAAAGAGACAUAUCCAAGGAAAUAAGACAUUACAUUUAUGAGGAACAGGAAAGAUUGGAGAAACUUACACAAUUGGCAGAUGAGUUUGAGAAGCACAGUGAGAAAGCUCUUGAAGAUCCAGACCUGUACCUGGGUAAUCCUGUCAAUGCCUAUUUGUUUGUAAAACAUUUUACCAUUGACUGGGACAAUGAAAUUGAUAUUGUCAUUAAGAAUAAUAGCAGAACUGAGCUGUACAAUAAGAUUGAAGAGAUGAGGGAGAACUUGCCAAACUAUGAAGAUCUGACAGGGUCAGUGAGUGCUUUAUUACGUCUGCAGGACACAUACAAGUUGGAGACAAAUGAACUUGCAAGGGGAAAUGUUGGUGGAGUUGCUUCUCCUGAACUUACAGCAUGGGACUGCUAUGAGUUAGGUCGCUUGGCAUACAACACAGAAGACUAUUAUCAUACAAUCAUGUGGAUGGAAGAAGCUCUUGCUAAAAUCCGUCAGUUUCACGAUGAGGGAGUUGACGAAAAUAUUGUCGCUAUUUUGGAUUAUUUGGCUUUUGCACAAUACAAGCAAGGAAAUGUAAGAAGAGCUUUGACACUCACCAAUGAAAUGCUUGCACUGUCUCCUGAUCACACAAGGGCACAAGGUAAUAAAGAUUAUUAUGAGAGAAUGUUACGAGAAGAAGACGAGACAGCUAAACGUGGGGAUGAUGGUGAAGUUACAAAUAAAAGACAGUUAGAUGAGUACAGGAGUGGUGAAGAAUAUAUGGCAUAUGAGGCUUUAUGUAGAAAUGAAACUGUUAAAGAAAAUAAAUACAAACAUAAACUAUUUUGUCGAUAUAGAACAAAUAACCAUCCAUUGCUGAUUAUUUCCCCUGCCAAGGAGGAAGUGUUGUAUUUGAAUCCAUUUUUAUCAGUAUUCCACAACAGUAUUAGUGAUAGAGAGAUUAAACUGAUACAAACUCUGGCCACUCCAAAGCUGGGCAGAGCCACUGUUCAUAACCCUAUAACAGGUAAAAUAGAGACAGCUCAGUACAGAGUUAGUAAAUGUUGUUGGUUAUCGGAUUAUGACUCGCCAGAAAUAGCUCGUGUAAAUGCACGUAUAGCAGCUACCACAGGACUUAACAUGGAAACAGCGGAAGAAUUACAAAUUGCCAACUAUGGCAUCGGUGGUCAAUAUGAGCCUCAUUUUGACUUUGCUAGGAAAGAAGAAAAAGCAUUUGAAGGUCUAGGAACUGGUAACAGAAUAGCUACACUCAUGUUCUAUAUGUCAGAUGUGCAGGCAGGUGGUGCAACAGUUUUUCCAUAUCUUGGUUUGAAAAUAUUCCCAGAAAAGGGCAAGUCUGUAUUUUGGUAUAAUUUAUAUAAGAAUGGAGAAGGAAUCUUUGAUACUCGUCAUGCAGCGUGCCCUGUGCUGGUUGGCUCUAAAUGGGUGUCCAAUAAAUGGAUACAUGAGAGAGGUCAAGAAUUUAAACGGCCAUGUGGUCUGAGAGAAUCUGAAUGAUAACAUUUAUAUUUAUAUAUAUAAAGGAUAAUUUCAAAAUGUUUAAAUGACAUUGUUACAAAUGUUUCUUGCUAAAGUAUGUACUCCAAGUCCAAGGUUAUAAAAACUCUUGUAGACAAGUCUUCUGAUACCUGAUUGGCUGAUAACAAAUAUUUAAUUAUCCAAUGGCUGGGCAGUAUUGCGAGACUGGUCUCCAUGCAUAUGUUAUAACUUUUGAGCUGUGUUAAUGGGACCAAAUAGUUGAUAUAAUUUUUCAUUUAAGGUUAUUUAAAGGCUUUGUCAAAUGAUUUAGGUGUAUUAUGUAAUUUAUAAAGUGAUUUAUGUUCUAAGUGAAAGUUGAUAACAAAUUUGUCUUAAAGUAUGCGUAGUAAACAUAUGAUUGAAAUAAUAUAAAAAGCCAAAAAAGAUGUCAGAAUUUUACUUUAUAAAUCUUUAUUAUGUCCCUGGGCAUAAAGUAAUUGAACUGUCCGUCAGCACUUCCAUGAAGAUCAAUAAUAUCAAAAGAAAUGGCCCCUUAUCCCAAUUUCAAUACUUGUCUGUCAGUUCCUAAAUCAGAAAGUUGGAUAUUUCUAAGUUCCACCUGUAACAGUGACUUAAAAAUGAACAUAUUUGUCUAAUCAUUACAAGACACAUAAUCUUGGCAAGGUACAUAACUAUAGUGCCACUAUUUCCAAGUUAUUUCCCUUUGUAGUACUUUGAAACCUAAACCAGCAAGUUAGAUAUAUCCUUAGUUCCAGGGUACUAAUAGCUUCAUAAUUUUAACACUUGCUUAUCAAUACAAAGUAUAUAACUGUGCCAAGUUAUUUCCCUUUAUGACUUUGCAAAAAGGACCUGGUUAAAAUGGUUAACCUUUUCUGGCAAGUUGGAUUUAUCUUAAAUUUCUCCUAAUAACUUCAUUUUCGUAAAGUUAUCUUCCAUAUUUGGUAGAUGGAUACCUUUAAUUUUCCUCACUGGGGUCAAGGUCACAGUUGUAAAUUUUUUUCUACACUUUUGCUCAUUCAGCCUUUUAUAAACUGAUGUAUUUCAUGUUUAAUAGGGUGGAGUUAGGGGUCAUCAGUGCCAAAAAUAGAUUUUUACACUUAACAAGCUUUAUUAGAUGUCUUUGAUAUUUGGUAGGAACAUAACUUGUGUAACUUCUAUCUUUGAGUAAAAAGAUAGGUUUUUAAGCUUUUGCAUAUGCAGCUUUUAUUUAUUGACUGAUGUUUUCAUAUUUGAAAAGAAUAUUCUUUACAUGGUUCAUAGUUGGAAGUCAUAAUGUGAAGGUCACCUGUGCUAACAAUAGAUUUUAACACUUUCUUUUACAGUCCUUAUUUCUUCAUAUUUGGAAGGAUUAUACCUUUUGUGAUGGUCAAGGUCUUACAUUUAUAUAUGAUUACUUUAAUAUGGCAAAUUGAAUAUAAUUAAACUUCAUCAUAGUAAUGACAUUCCAGCAUACAUUUUUUACAAUAACAAAAGCCCAAAAGUGUCUCUCUUAAUUUUACAAUUUUUUUGACAACUUUGUGUCUUUUUUCUGUUAUUGGGUUAAUAUUUUUUGGAAAAUUUAUUAGUGACAAGAAUCUGGGCUGGGGGCAUUUGUGUUUACCAAACAUGUUUUUGUUUGAUAUCUUUUUUGGUUUAUGUAAACAUUUUGACUUACAAAAUAAUCAAGAUUUUCUUAUAGAACAUGAGUAGCUUAUAUCAUGGCCAGGAACAUUACAUUGUGAAGGUAAUAGCUUAAUAUGUGAUGCAUACGGUCAUGAAUAAGAAAAGGUUGAUUUAAUAUUUGAAUUCUAACAGACUCAAAAGAUAUUGAAUUGGAGAAGAAAAUCAAAAUUUUACUGUUAUUUAAAACCUUGCAUGUUUUGGUGGAAUUUUUUUGUUGAUUUUUUUUUCAUUUCUCAUUUGAAUUAGUUUUGUGAAUUGCUUUUAUAUGUCUACAUUAUUUCUGCUAACAGCUGAGCUUAUCUUGAUCUGUAUUUUAUUGUGAACUUGUAUUUAGAAAGUUUUGUUCAGCCAUAUGGAAGGGUGUGGUUGUUAUAUAUAAACUCUGCUCAAUAUUUUUACAGCUAAAUGUGCUUGUAUCAAGAUAAUCUUUUCUUCACUAUCAAAUUGCAACAUUGGGGUUUUCUUUGCAGCUUGAUUAAAAAAUUUUUAAGAGUAGCUUAUCCAUUACACAAGGUUAUAGGUGUAAAUAUAUUUUUGUUUUCUUGCCGUCCAAAAAUGCUUCUUCCCAUUUUGCUUUAUUUAGAACUGAUGUUAAAUGGCCAGUAUUUGUUUGCUUCUUGUAUUUGUGUUUUAAAAUAUUUCACCCAUUAAUAGCAUUUGUGAUGUUAAGAUUUUUAAAAGUACAUGUAGAUUUAUACCAUACUUACAUGGUUUUCUAGGGGAAUGACAGUAUUUUUUUAAUCCAGAUUUAUUCUCAUCUAUGGGCCUUUAAGUCCAAAUGGUUAAGGUAGCUGACUUGGAAAACCUUGCACCAUGCUUAUAUGGGUUCAAGUCAUACCAACAGCUUUGCAUGUUGUCAUCUGCAGAAGAUAUUUAGCAAACUUGUUAAAGGUAAAUUAUAUUAUUAAUAUGCUUACUUGUGUCUACAAUAUUGCACAGAGAGGCUAGAAAGACCUCAGAUUACGUAUUUAUAUUGUCAGUGUGACAGCAUUCCCAUUCUAUAAAUGGGUGAAUAAACUAACUGUAUGUAAUCUUUUAAAUACUAGUAUACCAAAAUUUUCAUGUAUGUGGCAUUGCUUAAAAUUAUAUUAUUUGUAACAUCAGUUGUAUGAUGUAAAUCACAACUUUUAUUUAUUGUUUUAAGAAUGUAUUGUUUUAUUGAGCAAGUAGAGUUGUUUUAUUGAGGAUUUAGUAUUGUUAAGGAUAAUGGAUUGUUGAAAUCAUGCUUCUGAAAUCCUGAAUGUCAUAAUAUAUUGUUUGCUUGUUUUACAAGUGUUCUACAAAAUAAACAAGGUGACUUGGUGUAAAUUUACAUAUUCCUUUGUUAAUGUUAUCCAUGCUGAAUACAAAAGUAUUAAAGAUCUCAUAUUUGACUAGGGUGCCUUUAAAUCCAUAAAAAGGUUGUUUUAAAUAAAUUUGUUGCAAAUUUUGUUGUUAUGUUUACUAAAUAUAACUUCCAGAGUUAAAUAUGACAAAAUGACACAUGCCCAGACCAUUUAGAAACUUUAAACUUUAUUAGACAUUCAAAUUCAAUGUAACAUACCGGUAGUUUGGAGUUUUGUUUUUGCUUUUUGUCAUUUUGAGAGUGAUUUUGUCAAAUAUGGUAUUUGUGUUUUUAAAUUAAUAAUCUGCAUAGUGCUAGGUAAUCUGAGAAGUAAAAUAAUCUCCAAACAUCUCAAUGUACAUUAUUAGAUUUGUAUAACCACUGUUAAUUAUAUCUUUAUGUAAGGAUGAUUUUUUUAUGUUAGAACAUUUUUUAUAUCAUUGGUCAAGUGUUUUUUAUUGCAAUAGCCAAACUUUAUUUUUUUAUUUGAAUUUGACACGGAUAAUUUUCAGAAUAAGUUCUGUUUCUAGUGAUAUUGUAUUUAAAUAUGACCUUGUUCUGUUUGACUGAUUUGUUGUUAGUGCAUGCUACAUUUCAUUUGAAACAGUGUUUUAUAAACUGUAGGACGGUAUUUGAUCAUUACACCUUUGUGCCAUCUGUUGUGCAAUAAAACAUCUCAAAGAGAUUUUAAUAUAGUAGUACUUAUAUAAGAAAUGUUAAUUAAACAUGUUAAUGUAGAUAUUUAAUUUUACAUCCUAUACACUAGUGUAAAUGACAGCAAAUUUGAUUUGCCAUGGCCGUUUAGAAAUACAAUCUCAUUAAAUCUCAUUAAAAUGAUAUCAAAACUGUCACUCCACUACCCUUAGCCAGGUAGCAAGGAGAAACAGAGCAAAACGAUGAUCUUAUUUUAAUGAGAUUGUUCAAUUUGACAAAAUACUGUACAUGCUUUUUAUCAUUUUUUUUUUACUUUUAUCAUUUUAAAUAUAUCAAACAUGCUGUAUGGUAGUUAUUGAGGGGAAUUUAUUGUUGUACAUGAAUACUGAUAUACAAUUUGCAAUACUUAAAACGAGACAAUAUAUUUUAAAAUAAAAUAGUCUAUGCAAAUUUUGAAGUGUUUAAAAUUCAGGAGUCUUAAUUAAAGAAAUUGUUGCAUGUCAAUAAUGGCUAAAUUGUAAAUAUGAUAGUAAUCAUCAAAUUUAUGUUAAUCUCUACACUGAAACUUAAAGGCCCAUAUUAAUUUGUCUCCUAACAUUAAUUUUGUAUUACAGUGUAUUAAGAAUAAAUAAACUGAAAUUUAGUAUCCUUUUGUAUGUAUGGUCAAGUGUACUUGUAUUGUAUUUUAAGUUGUCCUGGUUUGUACUUGCACUUGUAUGUUAAGUUGUCCUCGUCUCUGUGUAACAUAAAUACAUGUUUAAUUUUCAUUUUAUAAUAUACUCAAUGCUUGAAAAUAUACAAGUAAAUAUAGAUUGUAAUAUAUAAAAAUAUGUUUUUUAAAUACCAAAUAUUUUUUAAAAAAUGAGUCAAUUGGCAAACUUUUACUUGAAAUAAAAUAUUCACAACUGAACAUUUGCUUCAAUUAUUUUCUUCACUAUUUUUCAUGUAUUAAACUGCAUAAAAGUAACAAUUCUUACAUAAGACUACUUAAUUAUUGUUUAUCUUUGAAAAACAAAUUGAUAAUUUAUGCAAUUGAACUUCAAGAAUGUUGUCUGUUUAAUAAAAAAGUCUUUCCUGUGUUUAUCUUGACACAAGUCUAAUGAAAUGUGAUGAUUUGAUAUUUUUAGCUCACCUGUCACAAAGUGACAGAGUGAGCUUUUGUGAUCGCUUUUCGUCCGUCCGUAAACUUUUACUUUAAAUGACAUCUCCUCAUAAACCGCUGAGCCAAUUUCAUCCAAACUUCACAGGAAUGUUCCUUUGGUGGUCACCUUUAAAAAUUGUUCAAAGAAUUUAAUUCCAUGCAGAACUCUGUUUGCCAUGGCAACCGAAAGAAAAAACUUUAAAUAUCUUCUUUAAAAAAACCCUAAGAGAUAGAGCUUAGAUAUUUGGCAUGAAACAUCGUCUAAUGAGUGUCUACCAAGUUUGUUCAAAUAAAAGCCCUGGGGUCAAAAUUGGCCCUGUCCCAGGGGACUUUGAUUUUCCCUAUAUGCAUAUAGUAAAAUCUUAAAAAAUCUUCUUUUAAAGAACUGAAAGAGCUUGAGCUAAGAUCUUUAGCAUGAAACAUGUUCUAAUGGGUGUCUACCAAGUUUGUUCAAAUAAAAGCCCUGGGGUCAAAAUUGGCCCCGCCCCGGGGGUCAUUGAUUUUCCUUAUAUGUGUAUAGCAAAAACUUAAAAAAACUUCUUUGAAAAAACCCAAAUAGCUAGAGUUUAGAUAUUAAGCAUGAAACAUCUUCUAGUGAGUGUCUACCAAGUUUGUUCAAAUAAAAGCCCUGGGGUCAAAAUUGGCCCGUCCCAGGGGGUCAUUGAUUUUCCCUAUAUGCAUAUAGUAAAAACUUAAAAAAUCUUCUUUUAAAGAACUCAAAAAGCUAGAGCUAAGAUAUUUAGCAUGAAACAUGUUCUAAUUGGUGUCUACCAAAUUUGUUCAAAUAAAAGCCCUGGGGUCAAAUUUGGCCCAGCCCCGGGGGUCAUUGAUUUUCCUUAUAUGAUAUAGCAAAAACUUAAAAAAUCUUCUUUGAAAAAACCCAAAUAUCUGGAGUUUAGAUUUUUAAAGCAUGAAACAUCUUCUAGUGAGUGUCUACAAAGUUUGUUCAAAUAAAAGCCCUGGAGUUAAAAUUGGCCCCGCCCAGGGUGUUAUUGAUUUUCCUUAUAUUUGUAUAGCAAAAACUUAAAAAUCUUUUUGAAAAAACCCAAACAGCUAGAGUUAAGAUAUUAAGCAUGAAACAUCUUCUAGUAAUUGUCUACAAAAUUUGUUCAAAUAAAAGCCCUGGGGUCAAAAUUGGCCCCGCCCCAGGGGUGUCAUUGGUUUUAACUACAUGUGUAUAGUAAAAACUUAAAAAAUCUUCUUUAAUAAAAAACCCAAUGAGCUAGAGCUUUGAUGUUUAGCAUGAAACAUCUUCUUAUGGGUGUCUACCAAGUUUGUUCAAAUAAAAGCCCUUGGGUUAAAAUUGGCCCUGCCGAAGGGGGGGGGAGGGGGGUAGAUCGUUGUUUUUCAUUAUAUGUGUGUAGUAAAAACUUAACAUUGUGAAACAUCUUCUAAUGGGUGUCUUCCAAGUUUGUUCAAAUAAAAGGCCUGGGGUUUAACUGGCCCCGCUCCGGGUGCCUUUAUACAGGUGAGCGACCUCAGGGCCAUCAUGGCCCUCUUGUUUAAUGUUCAUCUAAAUUUUUAUCAAACAUUUUAUGAUAGAGUUAUACAGAGAUGUUUUGUUCUAUGUGCAUGAUGAAUCUCUGAAAUGUUUUGUGAAAUUAAUAUCAUUACAGAAUAAAUGAAUUUGCAUUAAUUACAAAA